AUGAGUUUCCCCAAAUGGCUUCCAAAAGAUUUACAAGGUUCAUAUCAUCUUUUUUACGACAUGAGCAGAGCUUCACUCACAUUUAAGUGGCUAACGAAUCGUUACUUAAAAGAAAUUUGCUUCGAAAUUCCGGACUUACACGUCGUGAGAGAAUUAACUAACUUAACACUGUGCGCCUUUCGUAAAAGUGAUGCAUUGCAAACUCAUGUCACGAAAGCUUAUGUGAAAAAACCCGGAGAUAAACGAAUUGAUCGCAAUCCAUACUAUCAACUAGUUGCACAAAAAGCGACAAUUAUUCUCGGAAACUUACAACAAAAACAACGUCAAUUGAUAUUUAUUAUACGAAACCAGAUAAAUUUGCUACUUCAUGCCGCACAAAAACAAGAUAGUUUCAUUGAUGAUGCAUUGAGUAUGGUCGCUGUACAUAAUAAGUGCAUUGAAUUUACGAAAAAUUUCGAUGGGGCCGCUCAAAUCUGCAGCAUUUCAUAUACAACCAUUUUUUUGCCACCCACUCGCAUUGAUGUCAAAGAUAUUUUACAGGCUUUAACUUCCCAUCGAAGUGAGCAUUGUUGUUUACAGUUAAUUUCAAAUCUUUUGGUCUCGUGCCAAGUUGAAACUGGCAAUGAAUCUGAAUCAGAUACAUCUAGUAUUGAAGUAUUGAAAGCACUUACAUCACAUAUGUCAUCCGGAGCAUCGCCAUUAUGUGCCAAUGAUACACAAAAAGCAGCCGCACAAGACCCAACAAUGGAAUUUUUCGAUAAAAUGGUAUCGAUUCCACAAUCUGCAGAAGAAAGUUUAAAAAAUGAUGCAAACAUUGAUCAUUUGGAGAAAAUGGUGUCAACAGAAGAAAAUUAUUUUGCAUUCAUUUUACUAAAAUGCCUACAAUUCUGUCCAUCGAUUUUCGAAACGAAACCAACGCAAACCGAAAUAGUGAAGUAUGUAAAUAAAGCAACACAAACGCUCUGGACACAAGUAGGAGCGAGCCUUGAACAUAUAGUUCUAUGGUGGCAUGUUGCACCGCUUGCUUGUGAGCCUGUGGCUGCUGCGCGCCAUUUGCGAGAUUGGCUGCUAAGCAUGCAAUAUGAUGAAGCUCCAGAAACGCUCGUAUCCAUACUCCGCUGUCUAGGCGAAACUCUUACUGUACAUGUUGCUUGUACAACGUACGAUAGUCAAUUUCGUCUGGCACUUGUUGCAUCUAGUCUUCCAAUUGAUUAUAAAUUUGAAAGUGACGAAUUUUACAAUAAAAAAACUGUGUCUGAAGGAACCACGACAACGGGUCGCCUGUGGAGCGAAUUAUUAUACACAUUAACAACAUUCUGUAAUAAUUGUGAUCAGCAUAGUACUAUUCCGAAUGAAAUUCCAAUUGUAGAGCAAAUUGCAGUGCUACAUCGUCUUGAUCAUUCAAUUCAUACGAUGCGCUUGUGGGCGGCUGCAAAAUCUAAGGCAUUAUGUAUCGAAUGGGGAAUGGAAAUGUUUUUCAAAGUGGUUCACAAUGACAUCAAUCAAUGUUUGGAGCAAAUAAAAGUUCUUCGAACACCUGAUCUUGUGUCGCCUGAUUUAUUUGAAGUAGAAAUUCAAGUAAACGUUGCACUUCGAGCAAAACUCAUAUCAGAAGUUAAAGUUAACAUCUGCAAACUAAAACUCACAUCAGAUGAAUGCAUCGAAGUGUUGGCAUCUAUUUGUAAAAUGCUAAGUUUGGCAACGCUCAGUUUGUGUUUUCCGAAAUCACAAUUUUGGCAGAGCGAUGUCCUUCAGGAGAACGCCAACGAAUAUGUAAAUCAUUUUUUGGAUGAAGUAUAUCUGAAAGUAGUUCGGUCAACGAAUGUAUUGGAAAUACUUAAUUUGAUUUUAAGAAUUAUGUGCGAAGCAUGGCUUGAUCACAUUUAUACACAAAAAAUUAAAUUCAGUCGUGAAGGUGCAUUGAAUUUGCUUCGUGAUUUUGAAGGUGUUUCCCAAUGGAUAAUCAAUUGCAAAUACGUUUUACCAGAACAUGUUGACAUUUUAGCCAAACAUGAAGUCUUACGUACAUGUGAAGGAGUUGGAAAAAUUUUACUGCGCAAACCAUUUGAAAUUAUUCCGAUGAGCGAAAAAACUGGCCAUUCACCAAGAGUGCCUCAAAAAUCUGACGAUCCAGAUGGGGAAACUUUAUUACCACCCGAAAUGUUUGUACCAAAUCAAAAACGUUGGCUUCAGCUGCGUGCAAGAAAAAGAAAUCAACUCAAUUCAAUUAUGUGCAUUUGUGCUGGUCAACCGUGUAUAACUUAA
Molecule: messenger RNA, 2265 nt
Organism: Contarinia nasturtii (swede midge)
Lineage: Eukaryota; Metazoa; Arthropoda; Insecta; Diptera; Cecidomyiidae
Exons: 14
Coding region: 1-2265 (754 amino acids)
Source: RefSeq, a predicted model, not a curated record